AGAAUAAAGCUUUCCACACCCAUUCUCCUUCAUCUCAUCGUAUAUGAACAAUGCUUCCAACAAUAUUUCCUCCGCAACAUCGUCAACUGUUGCAAGACCUCAUUCACUGUACACAAAACAAAGACAUCCUCAAAGGUCGAACCUUUCACGCUCGCAUUCUCAAAAACGGUUCACUUUCUUCCAUUUACGUUGCAAACACUCUCUUCAAUCUCUACGCAAAAUCUGGUUACUUAUCACACGCUUUUGUUCUCUUUGAUUCUAUAGACGAUAACCAAAAAGACGUUGUUUCAUGGAACUCUCUCAUCAAUGCUUUCUCAAAACACCAUUCAGCUUCAUCUUAUUCAUUUGCUAUAAACCUUUUUCGUCGUAUGAUGCGGGUUAACAAUGUGGUUCCUAAUGCUCAUACUCUCGUUGGUGUUGUCUCUGCUGCUUCUAAUCUUUCUGAUGUAUUUGCUGGAAGACAAGCUCAUUCUAUUGCUGUUAAAGUUGGCUGCGCCGGUGAUGUUUAUGUUGGGAGUUCGCUUUUAAAUAUGUAUUGUAAAACGGGUUUUGUUUUCGAUGCUCAUAAGCUGUUUGAUAGAAUGCCUAAUAGAAAUACGGUUUCUUGGGCUACUAUGAUUUCUGGGUAUGCUUCUUGUGACCUUGCUGACAAGGCGGUUGAGGUUUUUGAACUUAUGCGUAGGGAGGAAGAGAUUGAGAAUGAGUUUGCUUUCACUAGUGUUCUUAGUGGAUUGACCAGUGAUGUGUUUGUGUGCACUGGUAGGCAGGUUCAUUCACUUGCUAUUAAAAAUGGGUUGCUUUUGAUUGUCUCUGUUGCUAAUGCUCUUGUGACAAUGUAUGCUAAAUGUGGUAGUCUUGAUGAUGCGGUUCGGACUUUUGAAUUUUCGGGGGAUAAGAAUUCUAUUACUUGGUCAGCUAUGGUUACUGGUUAUGCACAGAGUGGAGACUCUGAUAAAGCUUUGAAAUUGUUUAAUAGUAUGCAUUCUUCUGGAGCACUGCCUUCAGAGUUUACUUUAGUUGGGGCGAUCAAUGCUUGCAGUGACCUUUGUGCUGUUGUAGAAGGGAAACAAUUGCAUGGUUUUGCUUUCAAGUCGGGGUUUGGAUUGCAAUUGUAUGUUUUGUCAGCUUUGGUGGAUAUGUAUGCAAAAUGUGGUAGCUUAGCCGAUGCUCGUAAGGGUUUUGAGUGUAUACAACAACCUGAUGUUGUUCUUUGGACUUCUAUCAUAACAGGUUAUGUACAAAAUGGGGAUUAUGAAGGUGCUCUAAAUCUGUAUGGGAAAAUGCAAAUGGAGAGAGUUAUCCCUAAUGAACUAACAAUGGCAAGUGUCCUAAAAGCUUGUUCCAGUCUAGCUGCUUUAGAUCAGGGAAAGCAAAUGCAUGCUCGGAUCAUCAAGUAUGGUUUCAAGUUGGAAGUUCCGGUUGGGAGUGCUCUUUCUGCCAUGUAUGCAAAGUGUGGAAGUUUGGAUGAUGGGUACCUUAUUUUUUGGAGGAUGCCUACCAGAGAUGUAAUUUCAUGGAAUGCAAUGAUAUCUGGACUUUCUCAAAAUGGUCAUGGUAACAAUGCCUUGAAGCUGUUUGAGGAGAUGUUAUUGGAGGGAAUAAAGCCUGAUCCAGUCACGUUUGUGAAUCUUCUCUCUGCUUGUAGUCAUAUGGGACUAGUGGACAAAGGCCGGGGUUAUUUCAAGAUGAUGUUUGAUCAGUUUAACAUUGCUCCGAUGGUUGAGCAUUACGCUUGUAUGGUUGACAUCUUGAGCCGUGCAGGUAAGCUCAAUGAAGCUAAAGAGUUCAUUGAAUCUGCAACGGUUGAUCAUGGUCUGUGUUUGUGGCGCAUAUUAUUAGGAGCUUGCAAGAACCAUCGUAACUAUGAACUCGGAAUUUAUGCUGGAGAGAAACUGAUGGAACUAGGGUCACCAGAAUCAUCUGCUUAUGUAUUGUUAUCAAGUAUAUAUACAGCCUUAGGGGAGUUCGAAGAUGUAGAGCGUGUCAGGAGGAUGAUGAAAGCUAGAGGGGUGAAGAAAGAACCUGGCUGUAGCUGGAUUGAGUUAAAAAGUUUGGUUCAUGUGUUUGUUGUUGGAGACAAUAUGCACCCGCAAAUUGAUGAAAUACGGUUAGAGUUAAGGUUGUUAACCAGAUUGAUGAGAGAUGAAGGGUAUCAACCUCAUUUGGAUUCAUUGUCUGAAACUGUUGGAGAUAAUUUGACAGAUCAAGAAGGAUGUCACGAGAUACAACUCAGCGUUUGUGGUGGCUUGUAGCAAUACAUGGGGGAUGAUCUACUACUUAUGCACGGCGAUGUCAUUUCAAUGUUGAGUGUUGCAAUUAAUCAAUUCUGGUGUUGUCCGGUGUUUUAGUUCAUUAGCCACAAGAGGAUUGUCACCCACCAACAAGGAAGCUAAUUGACAAGCCAAUGGUACGAAUUACAGCCAGCAUUCAAAGAUUUCAAGCCUGUGACAGACAUCCAAAUGAUUUGUUGUAAGUAAUUAUGCUUGUGGGGGCAAUACCCAAUCCAUGCAAUGACAUUAACCUUAAUUUGAGCCUGAAGGAACUCUUUGGUUGGAAAAUUGAAAGUGAGAGAAAUUCGAUGGAGUAUAAAUGCUAAGAAAGAAAACAUUAAAGGAUUUGCAAUUGAAGACCUUCAGCAAGGCUGCAACAGAGCUUCAAGUACUUCAUUGUUUAAUAGUAUUAUGGUUGAGUCUCUUCAAGUAUAUGAAAGAGGUUCACGAUCGAAAAACAUCAUGAUAUUGUCAUUCAAAGCUUUGCGAAAGGCGAUCACAGAACUUGAUCUAUUGGAUCUUAAAGAAUCAACUGAAAAGUUUGUUAAUUCGACAUUUGAAGGUAUGCCUAAUGCCUCCAACAACCAGACCAUAAAUUUGCGUGAUCCUCUACUUGCAGCAUCAAAAGGUCGUCCACGCACUUUGCGAAUGAAAGGCAGUUUGGAAUUGUUCAAAAAAAGGUUCAUUCAGUUGUGGUUAUUGCAAGGAAAAAGGCCACAACAAGCCUAAAUGUCCAAGUUUAAAACACAGAAGGAUAUGUUACCUGAAGCACAAUAACAACUUUCAACAAGAUCACAUCACAAGAUUCAUGAUGCAGGAGAUGAUAUCUCACAGUUGGCUACUUGGUUUUAGUUUAGAUUAUAGGAUAUCAUAUUAUUAUUUUUUAGUUUAAUUUAAUAUUUGUAGUCAAUGUCAUGAUACUUUGUACUUAGUUAGGAAUUAUAUAUAACACUCUCAAUACCUGUUCUGGUUUUCAGGUUUAUUUCCUUCGAUGGAUUUGGUUUCAUAUAAAUCAUAAUUUUCUUUUAAUUUUAAAUAGUUAUUAUGACAGUAGGUUCUGUUGUGUCUUCAUGUGGUCAUGGUGUGUUCAUGAAGUGUAUCACGAGUGUGGUCAUGCCAAAAGUAUGAGGUUUGAAUUUCGCUUCAUUUUACUUUGCCCAAGCCAGGCUUCAUUUGAGUAAUUCCUUUCUGCAAGUUUUAGCCUGUGUAUGGAAUUUCUGUGCUUCAAUCCACAGUUAUGUUCUGCAUUCAGCUAUUAAUCAGGUGGAGUAGUCAUGGUGUGUAUAAAGUGCUCUAGGGGAAAGCCUUGUAGUGGAUGUUAGGUGUAUUGUGUGUCAAAAUUCUGUUUGUGCUUGUAUUUAGGUGUUCUAAUAUUUAUGACUUAUAUACUUUGGCAUAUUUUAUGCCUCAUUUAUCUAAGUAUAUUUUUACUUCUA
This is a messenger RNA of Trifolium pratense (red clover), 3706 nucleotides long. Its product is annotated as pentatricopeptide repeat-containing protein At2g33680. Lineage: Eukaryota; Viridiplantae; Streptophyta; Magnoliopsida; Fabales; Fabaceae. The record is from RefSeq and is a predicted model, not a curated record. Bases 51 to 2252 code for a protein of 733 amino acids. Gene Ontology annotation, molecular function: RNA binding; protein binding. Gene Ontology annotation, biological process: RNA modification. The transcript has 4 exons.